AGCGGAGGGAUACAACAGACUCGCACAGCAAUCGUUACGAGCAUUCGCAAUGCCUUCGGCCCUGUGUGCACCAAAGUUGGUAUUGAAGUCAACCCUGGUACGCCGGAGGAGUGCAUUCAACAGCUUGGCGUUGCGUUUGACAAAUUGGUCGAAAACUACGGCAGGAUGUUGCAAGACACGGCCGUGAUACUUGACAAUGGAACAGCGCUUCUUGAUCUGGAUCUGGAUCUGUCAGAAAACAACCCCAUCAACGUAAAGGUGGAGGAGUUCACAAAAGAAGUGUACGCUCAGCUCGAAAAGUCACGCAAGGACAGGGAGAAGGCUAUCCGCAAAUUCUGCGACCUUGAUAACUGGGUGACGGGUUUUACGCAGAGCGCUCGCGAUUCUUCCAAUAGGCUGCGUCUCGCGAUCAAAGAAGACGCCACAGGCCGAGAGCAGAUAUUGACGUCGUAUAUGACCAGCCUCGAGUUCUGGUACAGCAAGCAUACCGCGAUGCAUAAGUCUGUACGCAAGCAGAUCAACGACACCAGCACAACUCUUGGUAUAGACAUCUCAAGCAAGAGUAGCACGUCUCCAACCGAGAAGACGAAGCUAUUGUUAGAUGGCGUAACGAAGCUAGUGCGAGAUAACGACACGAAAGCGAACGUUCGAUUAUCGUCGCUUGUCGAGGUCAUGAGGUCUGCACUUUACGUCAUGAAGGCCACCAUACCAUCGGAUGUUACACCUGAAGCUUUCUUCAGCGCCUACCACGAUCAUGCCAACAGUCUUGUCGAUCUUCUGUCUUCGGAAACGGGCAGUAUAGAACACUCUGCGGACGAGGUUACGGGCGCACUCAGCGGUAAACGAAUAAUAUUCCAAGACCGCAUUGCCCAGAACACCAGACUACAUAACGAAAACCUCCAGAAGCUCCAUGAGAAUUACGGCGCCUGCAUUGUGGAAAUGAUCAAGUCGAUCCAUUCCGACACACUCUCGUUCCAGGGCCUGGUAUACCCUGAAGAGGACGUCCCAGAUCUGGAAUUACGACCGGACAUGUCGCUUGAGGCGGCUUCGGCCAAUGCCCACGCAGCCAAGACAUGGGUUUUCGCCUGUGCAGGGACGAUUGGAACCGCGCUCACCGGUAGGAAGGUCCAGGUCGAACAACUCGCGUUGGAUCUUGCAGGGAGGAUCAACAGCCAAAGGUCGCUAUUGAAGGACUAUAUCGAGCUCAAGGGUGAUUUGCAGGACAGUAUGCAGUUGGCGAAUGACCUGGGCGUUCAGGUAACCAGGCUGACGGGGGCUUAGUUGCCGAGGAUGAGUGUCAACGAGAGAUGGGAUGACUGGUGCACGUAGUUAGGAG
This is a messenger RNA of Alternaria rosae, 1336 nucleotides long. RefSeq lists its product as uncharacterized. The record is from RefSeq and is a predicted model, not a curated record. NCBI's taxonomy places the organism in Eukaryota, Fungi, Ascomycota, Dothideomycetes, Pleosporales, Pleosporaceae. The transcript has a single exon. The coding region runs from base 166 to 1281 and encodes 371 amino acids.